This is a messenger RNA of Phycodurus eques (leafy seadragon), 474 nucleotides long. Its product is annotated as transcription factor HES-7.1-A-like. The coding region runs from base 1 to 474 and encodes 157 amino acids. The record is from RefSeq and is a predicted model, not a curated record. Gene Ontology annotation, cellular component: nucleus. Lineage: Eukaryota; Metazoa; Chordata; Actinopteri; Syngnathiformes; Syngnathidae. Gene Ontology annotation, molecular function: protein dimerization activity; DNA-binding transcription factor activity, RNA polymerase II-specific; RNA polymerase II cis-regulatory region sequence-specific DNA binding. The transcript is spliced from 3 exons. Gene Ontology annotation, biological process: regulation of transcription by RNA polymerase II; regulation of neurogenesis; anterior/posterior pattern specification.
AUGAAGAUGCCUCAGCAUUGCCAGCAUGCAAACACAGAUAGGAAGAGCUUAAAACCUCAGGUCGAAAGACGACGACGAGAAAGAAUAAACAGAAGCUUGGAGAACCUCAAAACUCUUUUGCUUACACCUCAAGGAGCUAGCGGGCGCAGGUUGGAGAAAGCAGAGAUCUUGGAGCACACGGUCGUCUUCCUGCAGCAACACGCCAACAAAGUCCGCGAGAAGCAGGUGCUGCCCUCCUACCAACAUGGCUUCUCCUCCUGCCUCCAGAGAGCUGUCCACUUUCUGCAAACUGAGGGCAAAGGCCUCUCUGACUCCCCUUCCUCCUCAUCCACCGCUUCUUCUUCUUCGCCAUCUUCUUCGUGGCCCUCCGGCUCCCCUCCAGCUCUUGGGGCCCCAUCCAGCAGCGUCCUUCGCAACACGACGCCCCAAAAGAGGCCGAGCACGGCGGGGAGCUUGUGGAGACCCUUUUCCUGA